Betta splendens (Siamese fighting fish) is the source of this 3217-nucleotide messenger RNA. It is a transcript of the gene szl, whose product is annotated as sizzled. Gene Ontology annotation, molecular function: Wnt-protein binding. The transcript is spliced from 4 exons. The record is from RefSeq and is a predicted model, not a curated record. The coding region runs from base 1843 to 2694 and encodes 283 amino acids. Gene Ontology annotation, biological process: non-canonical Wnt signaling pathway; canonical Wnt signaling pathway; negative regulation of canonical Wnt signaling pathway. NCBI's taxonomy places the organism in Eukaryota, Metazoa, Chordata, Actinopteri, Anabantiformes, Osphronemidae.
AAAGGUGGAAAGAAAAGAGUCAAAUGGGGCUCAGUCUCUUAGGUUAAUGAGUCUCGUGUUCGUGGGGAGACGGCUUUUAUCUGAGUUUGCUGUGCUGCGAUGGAGCCCAGCACAGAUACUUGUCCCCUCUUCAGUUCUUCCCCAGACAUGCCUGUGUCUUUGAUCUAGGUGUCACUCCACUAUGACGACUGUAUUGUAUAUGUAAAAUAUUCAAACAAGCUUUGGGAUGAACGUGACUUAGAUUAAGGAAAAUAGAUUCAGUUUUCAGUAAUUCACAGCAGUUACUGCUUUGAAGCUAUUGGAGGCCUGUUUGACAGACAGGUGAGCAACCAUUCAGCUCCUACUUUAUCACCUUUUGAUCAGCUCAGGCCGGGGCCUCAGUUGGAACAAGACACAUUAACAAGUCAGACACGGUGUCUACAGGGCAGCCAUUAGGCUCAACAAGAGACCCCUGCUGGGCUCCUGGCAGUGGGAGCUGGUUGAGAUGUGUAGACCUAUUGUUCCCUCAAAUUUGUCUGUGACUGUAAUUGCCCUGUUAGUCUCCCUUACAGGCUGCACUCGUCUACCCAAACUGUAACCAGGCUCCACUCAUCAGAUCAGGCAGUAAAACUUAAGCCGGGGGUGAUUGAAGCCACAAUGACCAUGGGUGGGAUAGAGACCUUGAAUUGAUGAGGCAAUUUGUCAAAGGUUCCAGAUACACAUCUAAAAUCUGGAGACAAACAGCCGUAAUGUAGUGAUAUUAGCUGACUGAAAGGUCAAAAAUAAUUGAGAAAGUAAAGAGUAUCACUUGUCUUUGUCCUGAUCUCUGGGAAAGAUCUCUACACACCUAUAAAAAGGACGCUGUAAUUGUCUGUCUGGUUAAGUUGUGCAUAGUUACUCAGCAUUUGAAUUCAACAGUUUUUAAGGUUCAUAUAUUUAUUCAAAUGUAAUGAGAUGUUUUUGCAAGACAUGUUCAGUUAGAAUCUGUUUGGGUUAAAGAAGAAAAGCUCCAUUUACAUGGAAACUACAUGAACUCAUUCUAUGUAAGUUAAAGUGCUAAGCCAAUAGUAUUUUGCAUUUGUGUUAUUGGCAGAUCAAAGCCAGGUGAGAGAUGCUUAAUUCUAUGAAACCCUCCAAUUAGGAGUCAAGGAAACAUGAAAGAGUCUAGCACCAGGAGUCUGCCUGUCUGUCUACAAAUGUCUCAAAUUCUGGCUCCCUGUCUGUCUACAGCCAGUUCAAAGGCUCUGUUUAUGACCCUCAGCCAACCAUCUUUGAGACUUGAUGGCUACUUAAUGUGCCAGCCAAUGCAAAAAAUAGGAUUAUUUUAAUACUAAAUAGAAAAGAACAGAGAAGAGCAGAACAUGUGAACAAUAAUCUAAAUUGUAUGUGUUGCAGGAGUAACCCAGUUGGGUCAAAAGCCGAUUCUUUGUGCACACUAGGUCAGCUUUGACUAAACGUAUUGGCCACAUGUGCUGUUCUUUUCUGUUGUUUUCUAUUUAGUAUUAAAACAAUAAUAAUAAUAAAUUUUAAUAAUAAUUUUCUGCACUAUUAAAGUAAAGUAGGAGUUGCCUUUGAGGCUGCGUUUCACUCAGUGAAGGCCUGGCUUGGGAUUGACCCCCACCCUACCUCCCUCAAUCACAUACUCCAUGUGCUGACUGAUAACCCCCGCCGUCUGCAUUUAGCACAAAAGAAGCCGUUGUCUCCUAAUGCAUUGUCUCUCCGUCUUUGAUAGGUAGUUGAUAACAGUCUAACAGACUGAUGGGCCGUCUCACCUUGGUGUAUAUAAAGCCGGCAGCAGUUAGAGAUUCAUUCAAGGACAAGCUUGCUUGACUGCUUUGUGGACUCUCUUCCAAACUCUUCAGUAUGGCUCUUUUCUUCCUCGUGGCGUACUUAGCCAUGGCUUGUCCUUUAAUGGCUCUCGACGUAGGUCAGUCCACUCGUUGCGUUGCUAUACCAAGACACAUGAAAGUCUGCAAAGAUGCAGGAUACUCCGAGAUGCGACUGCCCAACUUUUUGGGUCACAGUAACGUGGAUCUUGAAGUGGUGCCACGUUCAGAAGACUGGAGGCCCCUGCUGCAGACAGGCUGCCACCCCGAAGCUCAGGCUUUCCUCUGCUCCCUCAUUGCUCCUGUUUGUCUUGACACUUUCAUCCAGCCCUGCCGUAGUCUCUGCCUAGCAGUGAAGCACAGCUGUGCCCCCGUGCUCGCCUGUCAGGGUCAUCAAUGGCCUGAGGCUCUUGACUGUGACCGAUUCCCCGUUGAGGAAGACACAUGCAUUGCUCCCUUUACAAAGUUUAGCCACUUUGGUAAAGACUUGCCCAAACCAGCCUGCCAGAAUUGUCCUUCUGUGGAACAAGGUCCAGCAAUGAAGACAGUCCUGGAUGCCUUUUGCCACCAUGACUUUGCUGUGGCUGCUAAAAUUCACCACCGCCGUCUGCCAUUGGGAGGGCCACAAUUUGAGAUCGAGGGCCGUGUUGAGUUUAUUCGCCAGGGACCUCUGCUGCCAUACGAUACCCAGCAUGUACUUCAACAGUGGCUCCUCAUCAACCUUCAGUGUGCCAAAGUCCUUGUGCAGCCUGGGCGGUCGCAGCUUUUUGUGUUGACCGGCUUUGUGGAGUCUGAUGGCACUCUUGCUCUCACACAUUUGUUCCCUUGGCACAAAAAAGAUGCCGGCAUUGCAGUUGCCACUCGUAAGUGGAAACACCACAGAUGUUGAACGGUACGCCUCCAAAAUGUAAGAGAUUUACCAGUGUUUAAAGUGUAGAAUCACAUAAGAACCACCUCUUUGAAGGAAUAUAUGCUUUAAAACACACUUAUUAUUUAGGCCAAAAUCAGAGGGAUUUUGAAAUGUUUUUGGCAGUGGAUGUUAAUUAGAAUGUCUAAAGUGAGCUUAAUGACUAAUCUUAACAAAGCUGGUAUAAGACAUGUUAACUCUUUCCACUCUUUAGCCUGAGAUCUCAUGUCUCAUCUGGCAGUACAUAUAAUGCACUAAUUUCUGUAUAUAGUAAUAUUUUGUGUAAAUUGGUUGUAGAGAUUAUUUUCUAUAAGAUGAAUUUAUGACAUUGCUUGAUUUGUAUGUGGAAGGAAAAUAUCAUUUCAGACAGUCCUUUCUAGGUAUUUGUGCUUUUGUGUCCUAACUCUACCACAACUUUACCACAUGACACACUAACAGAACCACAGCGUUGCUUUGCUGUUGAGAUACUGUCCCUUUCGUUUGUUACUUCAAGUUUCUAAAUAUA